Molecule: messenger RNA, 2185 nt
Organism: Anguilla anguilla (European eel)
Lineage: Eukaryota; Metazoa; Chordata; Actinopteri; Anguilliformes; Anguillidae
Gene: drc2
Product: coiled-coil domain containing 65
Exons: 9
Coding region: 228-1709 (493 amino acids)
Biological process (GO): cilium-dependent cell motility; regulation of cilium movement; axonemal dynein complex assembly
Cellular component (GO): axoneme; axonemal dynein complex
Source: RefSeq, a predicted model, not a curated record
GCGUCAUAUGAGCGGACCCAAAAUGUUACACCCCCUUCUCUGUAACAGCUGUUGCCACGAGCAACUAGACGCAAACUCUACGGUACGGGAGUUUUUUACUUCACUGGGAUCAGGGAGAGAGGUGAACAAAGUGAUAUUCAGAGAAGGAGGGGUUUGGAGAGCGAGAGAGGCCUCAGGUGCAGAGAUACCCAGACACGUGGCGGUGAGGACAGGGAGACGAGACGGCCAUGCCGAAGAAGGGCGGGAAGAAAGGCGGUGGGGGGAAGCAAGCGGGGAUGACGGAGGAGGAGAGGCUGCUCUAUGCUCAGCAGAGAGCCAUGGCGGAGGAGGAGAUGGCCAAACGAAAGGAAGACAUGCUCACCCAGUUCCUCAAGGAUAAGCUCCGAAAGGAGGAGCGCAACAGUGUGCUGAACCGGCACAAGCUGACGGAGAGGUGGCGGGCAGUGUUCAGGCAGACUCGUGCGCAGGAGCUGCGCCGGGACAUCGAGGUCCUCAGCCAGACAUUCGAGAGGGUGCUGGACCGCAAGGAGAGCGUCAUCAAGUGCCUGCUGGGUGACCUCACGGAGUCAAAGCAGCAGUCUGACCUGGCGCUGCGCUCCUACCUGCAGAAUGUGGACCUGCUCCUGGACCUGGAGGGCAGCAGGCUGGCUUUCCACAACCAGGAUUUCGGCACCAAGCUGGAUGAACUCAAAGCUGAGUUCAACACUGAAAGGGAGCAGAUCCUGACUCGGCACGAGCAGGACUGCGUUUACCUGCAGGACGUGCGCUUCGGCUUGGAACAGCACUACGCCGCGUUGGGCCGCGAGGCCCGGCAGGAGUUCCAGAACACCCGCGAUGACAUCAAAAACAGGAGCAUGGAGGAGAAGAACGCCCUGCGGGUGCAGCUGGAGGGGGAGGUGGAGGAGAUGUGGCGGCAGCUGCAGGAGGCCACGCGGAGCUACCGCGAGGCCACCGAGGAGCACCGCGCGGCCUGCGAGGCGCUGCGGGCCCGCGACCAGCUCAGCUCCCGGGAGAUCCAGGCCCAGAUGAAGAGGCUGCAGAAGAUGCAGGAGUCGUGCGUGGCGCUGCGGGCCAGGAUGAGCGCCACCCAGCGGGAGGGCGAGGCGGCGGCCCGGGACCUGCGCGCCGUCAGGGAGAAGGUGACCGACAGGCGGCGGGAGCUGAAGACGCAGAUGGGCAGCGUGCACGCCCAGCACAGGAGCGCCCUCUCCAGGCUCACCCUGCACAGCAGCAACGCCGCCAAGAAGCUCCAGGGAGUCAUCGCCAAGGGUGAGAAGUUGAUCAGGCAGGCGGGGGUGUGCCGUAAGCUGGAGACGGAGCGGGAGAGGGUGCAGCCGUUUUACCGCUGCUCCCUGAGCGCCGAGGAGCAGCGGCUGGUCAGGGAGAACCAGCUGGAGCCCGCCGUCACCGAGCUGGCCCAGGCCAUGCAGGACUACGCGGGCCUGGAGGGGAUGUGGCAGCGCUGGGGCCGGGUGGAGCUGGACCGGCUGUGCCUGCAGCGGGAGAAGGCGGCGCUGGCCCAGGAGAACCUGCGGCUGCGCGCCCUCCUGCGCCAGUACCUGAACGGGCUGGUCGUCAGCGACGACGCCCUGCGCCAGGACGGCACCCUGCUCACCGUGUCCCGCAGCGUCCAGAGCCGCCGCCCGCGCCCCGCGCCGCAGCGCCAGCCCGCCCGCGUGCUGCAGCACACGCUGCAGCACACGCUCUAGGCCCCGCACCGCCGCGGCCGCGCGCGAGAGCGCUAGCUGCGCGCCGCGAGGCACGACCGCAGCGCUCCACGCGGAGCUGGUCACGUGACCGAAGCAGCGACCCAAACGAUCAGUCGCCUCAGCUGCCAAUCCCUGCUGUGGGCGGCAUCGGCUGACCCGAGUGUGGGGGAACGCAGCAGACCCGUUCGGAUAUGUCUCUGCAUUUUGUUUCAUGAUUUAAUUAUGUUCCCUGCAUCGUGUUGAGCUUUGUUAUUAUUGUCAUUAGUAAAGGCACAAAAUGGGGAGACAGUGUGGCGCAGUCUUUAGGGCAGCCGGCUCUCUGGGGCGACUGGAGGUUCGAUUUCCCACCAUUUUCUAUACUGGGAGGGGAUCCUAUUUCUAUCUGUGUUCUUCUCUGCUAUGCCUCAUCUAAAUAAAGUCAUAUUUAGGGCAGGCAGACUGUGUUCUUUUAAAUAAAAAUAAAAAAAUGGUUUAAA